AUGACACUGCACAAGUGGUGCAGUAAUCAUGCUGAACUUGCGGAAGAUCACACCUACUCCUUUCCUAAUGAAGAAGAAUCUACAACACUUGGAGUACCCUGGAGGUCUAGAAGAGACUGUUUCUGUUUUAGAGUGAAAAUCGAUAAAGACAUAGUUGUUACCAAACGACAGAUGCUGUGCACAAUUGCAAGAUUGUUUGACCCGAUUGGUUUACUAGGGCCAAUCAUAAGUAAAGCCAAAAUAUUCCUCCAACGGUUGUGGUUGUUAAAGCUAAAUUGGAAUGAACCAUUCCCGAAAAAGGAAGCCGAUGAAUGGAAGAAGUUCUCUACUGAAUUGAAAGUUUUAAGUAAAACAGAAAUUGAAAGGUUUAUUCUUACUGCAGAAGUAGACUAUGUGGAACUUCAUGGAUUUGCAGAUGCCUCUGAGGUAGCAUACGUAGCAACCAUAUAUUGCAAGUCCCGUUCAAGAGAUGGAGAAGUGAAGACAAGGCUAGUGACUAGUAAAUCCAGAGUCUUGCCUAUAAAACGUGUUACAAUCUCGAGACUGGAGCUUUGUGCGGCAGUCCUGCUUGCAAAGUUAACUGUUAGAGUAAUAUCUGCAUUAGAAAUUCCUGUGAAUAAAGUGUAUCUGUGGAGUGACUUUAUGAUCGUGCUUUAG
This is a messenger RNA of Stegodyphus dumicola, 657 nucleotides long. RefSeq lists its product as uncharacterized. The record is from RefSeq and is a predicted model, not a curated record. NCBI's taxonomy places the organism in Eukaryota, Metazoa, Arthropoda, Arachnida, Araneae, Eresidae.